This is a messenger RNA of Cylas formicarius (sweet potato weevil), 1360 nucleotides long. RefSeq names its product pyrroline-5-carboxylate reductase 1, mitochondrial (gene P5cr-2). Gene Ontology annotation, molecular function: pyrroline-5-carboxylate reductase activity. The transcript is spliced from 4 exons. The coding region runs from base 128 to 970 and encodes 280 amino acids. NCBI's taxonomy places the organism in Eukaryota, Metazoa, Arthropoda, Insecta, Coleoptera, Brentidae. Gene Ontology annotation, biological process: L-proline biosynthetic process. The record is from RefSeq and is a predicted model, not a curated record.
UGCGCCUGGAUAAGACUCGAGCUCGUAGUUUUGUUUAUUUCUUUUCUGUUAUUAUGUACCAAUCGCGGACCGAUAAGCUAGCAACGUAAACAUGAUUUUUGAAGAGGUCCGAUAACGCGAUAAUACGAUGCCUGAUCGGGCUCAAAUGUCGUCGAAACUGCUCAGGAUCGGGUUCAUCGGGGGCGGCAAGAUGGCGCAGGCCCUCGCCAAAGGGUUCAUAGCGGCAGGGUUGACGAAAGGCGAGGCCAUCGUCUCCAGCUGCCACCCCUCUGACUUGGCGUCCGCCAAGGCUAUGCGGGAGCUAGGGGCGGAGGCGGUGUUCGAAAACGUGCCCGUCGUGUCCAAGUCGGACGUGGUGAUCGUGGCCGUGAAGCCCCAGGUGGUGCCUGUCGCGUUGGGCGAGGUCGGGACCCACGCCGCCGACAAGCUAUUCCUGUCGAUCGCGAUGGGCGUGACCAUAAAGCAGCUCGAGCAAAUAUUGCCCAGGAGCGCGAGGGUGAUCAGGGCGAUGCCCAAUACGCCGGCACUCGUCAGAAGCGGAGCGUCGGUGUUCGUGAGUGGCGCCGCCGCUACCGACCGUGACCUGGCCGUCGCGGGCAAGCUGCUCCGCUCCGUCGGCACUUGCGAGCAAGUGCCGGAGUCGGCCCUGGACGCCGUGACCGCUUUGAGCGGGUCCGGCCCUGCCUACGUCUACGUCAUGAUCGAGUCGCUGGCGGACGGCGGCGUGAAAAUGGGACUGCCGCGCGACCUGGCGUACAGGCUGGCCGCCCAAACCGUCGUCGGGGCCGGGCAGAUGGUCAGGGACACCCGGACUCACCCCGGCGUCCUCAAAGACGACGUCACGUCGCCUGCGGGCUCGACCGCCGCGGCAUUGCAUUUCCUCGAACGGAACGGUUUCCGGGCCGCCGUCAUCGGCGCGGUCGAAGCCGCCGCCGCCAGAUGUCGCGAGGUGUCCGGAUCGAGCUCGUAACCACUGAGGGUCACCUUGACCUAUCAGUCGCCCGGCAACGCCGCACCGAACCUGUUGCCGUGUACUCGUGCCGACGGUAUAGCGGCCAUUUCGUCUGCCUAUUUGGUUCUCAAACGCGGGCUGGGAGUCCCGGUCGCGCGUAACGUCGUCACGUCGGACCGAUGUCGUGAGAUGGCGCCCUCCGGCCGCUCACCCUCGGCACGUUUGGGACCGGACGGGCCCUAUAUAGUUGGUACGAGUAUACGCUCGCCCGAUUUAGUCAUCGACAUGGUUGCGCAAAGAGGCCUCCGCGCGAUGUUGCCGGAGGCGGCGCGAAAUCCCGUUCGUUCCGGUAUUUCACGUCGCCCGUCGCGACGCUCCGCACCGGCUCGUCGAAUAAAAUGAUUUCGA